Penicillium angulare is the source of this 192-nucleotide messenger RNA. RefSeq lists its product as uncharacterized. NCBI's taxonomy places the organism in Eukaryota, Fungi, Ascomycota, Eurotiomycetes, Eurotiales, Aspergillaceae. The record is from RefSeq and is a predicted model, not a curated record. The coding region runs from base 1 to 192 and encodes 63 amino acids. The transcript is spliced from 2 exons.
AUGUAUGUUGAUAUUGGAAUAGAUUCUACUCUUCUGAUCUUCGAGGCCUUUGCGCCAUUCUUUGUUUCUCUAUUUGGACACAAUUGGCGGGGCCAUGGUUGGUUUGGUGACUAUUUCAUUAAAGCGUACCUUAUUUGUCGCGAUUAUUUAGAGCUACCGGAACAGAAUUUCAUCGAGACUGUUCUGGCAUAA